GACCUGGCGAAAGAAGUCGCGCACCGACUGGAGUGGAGUCGCUUUCGGUUUCGGUUUAGGGGAUGGGGAGGACAGAGAGAACACUGUCGAGGUAGCCGCGGGUGUCGGAGCCUGCGGCUCGGGAGAAUGGGCGAAAUCCACGGCCGGAGUGAGACGUUGCGGUCGACUGUCCGCGGUCGUAAGUCCUUCCGUUCCCGGCUCUGCGCCGCCAACAUUUUGAUCUGCAGCCUGAGAUUCUGUAGGGUGGUCCGGGGUUGUCUAGCGGUACACGGUCAGCGCAAUUCCACCAGAGUAUGCCCAUGUGGAAGUCGAGCUCAUGAUGCCCGCAAGGUGCCCUGUGAUGCCUUUACGUACCGUGCCUUCCCUCCCGUGCUCCUGAUUAUAUAUGCGCAGGGCUUGAUGGACAGCGCAGUGUUUGGGGGCAUCACCCGCGACCAUAGCUUGCACGCAAAACCGGGGACCAGAGAAGUCGAUGAUCUGAGUUUCAUUGACCUCCCGCUCGCGCUGCAUGUGGUCCAAUGGAGCCUUCAGGGUGGCAAUGUCCAACACCUGCACGUUUGAGGAAAGCACAUGCGUCUCCCCUGGGGCCAAGCUUAGAACAACACCUUGUUCAAGCGCGUCUUCCUCGUUGUACAGCCAUGCCGCAGCAAUGCAUGUGUCCUGCUCCGACGCGUGCCCAUCGUCGUACUGGAGGAUAUCGAGUAUGAGAACACGUCCGCCG
Molecule: messenger RNA, 721 nt
Organism: Trematosphaeria pertusa
Lineage: Eukaryota; Fungi; Ascomycota; Dothideomycetes; Pleosporales; Trematosphaeriaceae
Exons: 1
Coding region: 127-561 (144 amino acids)
Source: RefSeq, a predicted model, not a curated record